Messenger RNA from Auanema sp. JU1783, 273 nucleotides. The record is from the annotation of a GenBank genome assembly. Lineage: Eukaryota; Metazoa; Nematoda; Chromadorea; Rhabditida; Rhabditidae.
AUGUUGAAAGUUAUCCGCGAACCAUCCAUCGAUACUUCUCAUACGAAAUAUACUUUACCAUACUAUCUAAUAGUAUUCUUCCCAUUCAUAGUUGUCGUCAUUGAAUUAUAUUGUAUCGCUUUCAUACACUUCUUCUUGUCGGAUGAAUUCAAUUUUCAAGUUGAUCUUGCAUUUGCAAACGAACUGUACACGGAUGAAGAGGACGCUGAAGAAUCCUGGGAUGAAAUCUCUACUGAUGGGUCAGAUGUCUACAAUUCGGAUAAUGGCGAUUGA